Molecule: messenger RNA, 2721 nt
Organism: Dendrobium catenatum
Lineage: Eukaryota; Viridiplantae; Streptophyta; Magnoliopsida; Asparagales; Orchidaceae
Product: G-type lectin S-receptor-like serine/threonine-protein kinase LECRK3
Exons: 2
Coding region: 107-2476 (789 amino acids)
Biological process (GO): protein phosphorylation
Molecular function (GO): protein serine/threonine kinase activity; ATP binding
Source: RefSeq, a predicted model, not a curated record
UGUACCUAAUACUUUUCCUUGUGCGGAAGUCUUCCGCGACCGUUCACUACUUUAUACAAUUCCAGCUUCCAAGCCACGGUCGACUCCCAUUUCGUCAUCCUUUUCAAUGGAAUAUCCAUCGUUCUUCCUCCUCCUCCUCCUUACAAUCAUCGCCUUCAUCGCAGUAGCAGGUCAGCCCCACAACAACAUAACCUUAAGUUCCUACCUCACCACCGACACCGCCGGAGUCACAGACCUCUCAUGGCUCUCCCCCUCGGGCAACUUUGCCUUCGGCUUCCUCCCCCUCCCAACUAACACCUCCCUCUUCCUCCUCGCCAUCUGGUUCGCCAAUCUCCCCAACACCACAACCCUCAUCUGGACCCCAAAUCGACACAGACCCCUUCCUCCCAAAUCCUCCGUCUUCCUCACCUCAGAUGAUGGACAGCUCUCCCUCCGAGAUCCCACCGGAACCGAAGUCUGGAACCCCGGUGCUCCGGAAGCUUCCUAUGCCGCCAUGCUCGAUACCGGCGACUUCGUUCUUGCGGCUUCUGACGGCUCCGUUCUCUGGAAUAGCUUUUCCGAUCCGACGGACACGAUUCUCCCCACUCAAACCCUAAGCCCCGGUACUGAAAUCGUGGCGAAGCUGAGCGACGAUGAUUUCAGCAACGGCCGAUUCAAGCUGCGUAUGCAGUCCGAUGGAAACCUCGUCUUCUACCAGAUUGCUAUACCCACCGGAUACCAGUACAGUCCCUACUGGGCCGCCAAUUUCCUAGUGCCAAACUCCCGGCUCGUCUUCAAUGCUUCGGGAAGCAUUGACCUAAUCUCUCCGAGUGGGUCUGUAUUAUCAACUCUGACCUCAGCAACGACGAAAUCAUCCUCAGAUUACUACCACCGAGGAACUCUUGACUACGAUGGAGUCUUCCGUCACUAUGUUUACCCAAAGAAGACAGUCGUCGCAGGCGGUGCGGCCGAGUGGCUGCUCAUGGAUUUUAGCCCGAUAGAUAUAUGCCAGAAUUUGAUUACAACGCCCGGAAGUGGAGCUUGCGGGUUCAACAGCUACUGCAGCUAUGACACGAAGCAGAUGGUCGCAUGUCAGUGCCCGGUGGGCUAUUCAUGGGUCGACCCGAACAGGACUUAUAUGGGAUGCAAGCCCAACUUCACCAUGCCUAGUUGUAUCUCUAGAGUACCGGGCGAGGGAUUUCAGAUGGUUAGAAUAGAGAAACUCGACUUCCCAACUGAAAAUUAUGACCAGUUCAAUCCUAUGAAUGAGACGGACUGUGAACAACAAUGUUUGGAUGAUUGCUUAUGCGCGGCUUCAGUUUACGAUGGAGUAGGCAAUUGCUAUAAAAAGAAGUUUCCUUUCUCCAAUGGGAGGAAAGGAAACUACGUAAGCGGAGUAGCCUUCAUCAAAGUAAGUAACAACAAUAACCUACCAAGCUCUCCCCUUUCCAAGAAGAGAACUUGGAUUCUACCCGAUUCUAUAGUUCUCGUCAGCUCCGUUGUACUAAAUUUCAUCAUUGUUUCUGUAACCCUCAUUUAUUUUCAUGUGAGCAAAAGGAAACAAAAACAUCAGCUUAACGACAACGUAUUGGGGCCGAAUCUUAAGGCAUUCACAUACAAAGAGCUUCAGGAAGCCACCAAAGGCUUCAGUGAAGAGCUCGGAAGAGGAGCAUGUGGCACGGUUUAUACAGGAUAUCUUUGUCCUGAGCUUACCGGAACCCCCAACCUAGCCGUUAAGCAGCUACGCGACUUUCACCCAGAUAUCGAUAAGGAAUUUACUAACGAGGUAAAAUCUAUCGGGGAAACUCAACAUAAGAACCUCGUGCGUCUCCUUGGCUACUGCAACCAAGACACGAAGAGGCUUCUUGUCUAUGAAUAUAUGAGUAAAGGCUCCCUUGCAAGCUAUCUCUUCAGCAAAAUUCGGCCGCCAUGGAAACAAAGAGUGGAAAUUAUGCUCGGGAUUGCAAGGGGCCUUCGAUAUUUGCACGAAGAGUGUACCACGCAGAUCAUUCACUGUGACAUAAAGCCGCAAAAUGUACUCCUUGACGAGAACUUCAAUCCAAGGGUUUCAGACUUUGGGCUCGCAAAGCUUUUGAAAACAGACCAGACGAGGACGAACACAGGGAUAAGGGGAACGAAGGGGUACGUUGCGCCUGAAUGGUUCAGGAACUCAGUGAUAAGUGCCAAGGUGGAUGUUUAUAGUUUCGGUGUGAUGGUUAUGGAGAUUUUGUUUUGUAGGAGGAAUGUGGAAAAUGAGAUGGAGGAAGAAAAGGCCCUUCUUACUUUUUGGGUAAGUGAUUGUUAUAAUGAUGGACGGAUUGAUGCUCUUCUGGAGGGAGAUGAGGAGGCCAUGGCAGAUAUGGGGAGGGUGGAGAGGUUUUUGAUGGUGGCUUUGUGGUGCGUGCAAGAAGAGCCAGCCUUGAGGCCGACGAUGGGGCAAGUAAUGCAGAUGUUAGAGGGAGCGGUGGCGAUUAAUCCGGUGCCGCCUUCUCUGUGAGGAGGAUUAUGCUUGUCCUAAUCAAUAAAUGAGGUGAUUAAUAUAAUUUGAUUAUUAUUUUAGAUCAUGUGAUGCAAAUUCAUUUAAAUCACGGCCUGUAAAUGCAACAAUUUUUCUCUUUUUCAUCUUCUUAGCGUGGCCGGCUUGCAGUGGGAACUGUUAUGAUUAUUGAGUUCAUUUCUUCAAAUCCGAGAAAUGCAAACGCAAUCAAAUAAAAUAAAACAAAUUACUUUAAUUUAAUUGUU